Molecule: messenger RNA, 8795 nt
Organism: Bacillus rossius redtenbacheri
Lineage: Eukaryota; Metazoa; Arthropoda; Insecta; Phasmatodea; Bacillidae
Gene: Atg9
Product: autophagy-related protein 9A
Exons: 17
Coding region: 796-3138 (780 amino acids)
Biological process (GO): nucleophagy; autophagy of mitochondrion; protein localization to phagophore assembly site
Cellular component (GO): phagophore assembly site; autophagosome
Source: RefSeq, a predicted model, not a curated record
UAUUUUCUAUUGUACUCGCGUGUUCUUGAACCAAUUCAACUAGCAGUUCCUUUUCAUACGAAGUAAAAUUAACAGAACGUUUGCGUCUCUCACCCAUGUUUCAAAACAAAUAUUAAAUUUCAAUAGCGCACUUUAUUUUACAUCACACCAAGCUGCAACACAUACGUAACAAUAUAGCAUCGCCACCGCCUUCUUUAUAUGAAUCUUCUAGGCGAAUAAAACUUAAAACAAGGUGUAACUAAUCAAUGGUAAGAAAUGCGUGGUGAAAUGAAAAAGCUUAACGGUUGUUUAAGAACGGAGUGUUAACUUUAAACAACCGUUAGUUAACACAUUGUUUAACGACCGCAUGGUGAAAUUGGCCCUAAAUAUAUUAUUAGCUCUAACGUUAAUACAGUUACUUUGUACCAAUUUACAACCAGAAAACCACAACUUGGUUCAUAGCGUUGGUUCAUAGACAGUUGGCAACCCACUUCUGCAGUAAAAAAAAAACCAUAAUAAAAAUUAUAAUCAUGAAAUUGUAGCGUGAAGGAUGCUUUUUAAAAUUAAUAUUUGUCUUAUUUGCACAUUUUUAAAACUUUAAACGUAAAUUAACACUGACACUUCAGUAGUUAUAAUGCUUAUAAAUAGGGUGUGAAAACGUUUCAAAGAGCGGGUUUUUACAGGUCAUGGAAUUCAUGAAGAAGUAACGAAACCUAAAUACUGUUCACGAAAGUCACGUAAAAGUUCUGAAAAAAACAAUCACAGUGAUGGAAGUCAUGAAACUUAAAUUUCCAGCAGUCUAUUGCUAGGUCUAGAAUGACUGCACCAGGUGACAGAUCUUACCAGCCCCUUCAGCCUUAUGGUGUAGAGCACGGAGACGGGGAUGAAGAGACACCGCAGGAUGUUAUGAUCCACGUGGUUCCAGAGAGCGGCAGGGCUCGAUGGAACCACAUAGAAGACCUCGAUUCUUUCUUUGUGCGAACGUACCACUACCACCAGAAACAUGGAUUUGCAUGCAUGAUGGUUCAGGAAUGCUUGGAAUUGCUGCAGUUCAUCAGUGUUGUGGUGUUCUCGUCAUUUUUGCUUCAUUGCGUUGAUUAUGGGAUACUCUUCGGGGAUAAGGUUGUCAAUGGAACCAACAAGAUAACCCUGAGUGAUGCAGUUCUGUCAUCCCAAGAAUGCAUCACCAGUUUCGGUGGUUUCACGUGGAUAGUCAUUUUUGUAGCUGUGAUAUUUUGGUUUCUGAGAGCUGUCAAAGUAGUGUACCAUCUCUUCCAAUUCUGGGACAUCAAGAUAUUUUUUAACACUGCCCUCAAAAUUCAUGAUAACGACCUUGACAACCUGACGUGGCACGAGGUGCAGCGACGCGUGCGCGACGUGCAGCGAGAGCAGCAGAUGUGCAUCCACAAGCGCGACCUGACGGAGCUGGACAUCUACCACCGCAUCCUGAGAUUUAAGAACUACAUGGUUGCGAUGAUAAACAAGAAUUUGCUGCCUGCAAAAUUGAACAUCCCACUUUUGGGGGAGAUUGUGUUCUUUACGAGAGGACUCAAAUACAACCUGGAAAUGCUUUUAUUCUGGGGGCCGUGGGCGCUUUUCGAGAACAACUGGCACCUGCGCGAGGACUACAAGAAGGCGGGCCGGCGCCACGACCUCGCCCAGCAGCUCUCCAAGCACGUGCUGUGGGUGGGCAUCGCGAACUUCCUGCUCUGCCCGCUCAUCCUGCUCUGGCAGAUACUCUACUCCUUCUUCAACUACGCUGAGAUGAUCAAGCGCGAGCCGGGCAGCCUUGGUUCGCGUCGGUGGUCCAUCUAUGGUCGGCUGUACCUCCGCCACUUCAAUGAGCUGGAGCAUGAGCUGAACGCCCGCCUCAACCGGGCGUACAGGCCGGCAUCGCAGUACAUGAACAGCUUCACGUCGCCCAUCAUGUCCGUCUUCGCCAAGUUCGUAGCCUUCAUUGCUGGAGCGUUGUUUGCAGUGGCGGUUGCGUGCACGCUGUAUGACGACGACCUGCUCAAAGUGGAGGGUACAGUCACUACCAUCACCAUACUCGGGGCGAUCAUAGCUGGUGCCAGGGUGUUCAUACCGGACGAGAACCUGGUGUGGUGCCCGGAGAAGCUGAUGACUGCCGUGCUCGCUCAUGUGCACUACCUGCCUGACAGCUGGCGCGGCCAGGCACACACCCACAGAGUGCGCAACGAGUUCUCCCAGAUAUUUCAGUACAAAGCGGUGUACCUUCUGGAAGAACUUCUCUCACCAAUCAUCACGCCCUUCAUUCUCUGCUUCAUCGUGCGCCACAGGGCGCUGGAUAUAGUCGACUUUUACCGCAACUUCACGGUCGAAGUUGUUGGCGUGGGUGACGUGUGCUCGUUCGCACAGAUGGAUGUCCGUCGUCACGGGAACCCGCUGUGGCAGACGAAGAGCGUCCUGGAGUCUUUGGACCACACAGGAGAUCACAAACCUAGUCAACAAACUCCGGCGGAGGAUGGGAAGACCGAGCUGUCGCUGUUCCACUUCACGCACACCAACCCGGAGUGGAGCCCCCCGGACGAGUCCCAGCAGAACUUCGUGACCUCGGUGCGGAACCACGCGAGGCGGGACGCGGACGAGCUCACCCAGGUGCUGGAGCCCGUCGACAACGCCUUGCUGUCUUCCCUGCGGUCGGUGUCUUCCCUCGGAGACGAGUUCAGCAGCCUGAUCACCAGCCUGCUGCGUGGCAACCAGGCGCCGGGCACCGAUGCGUUCGUGGGGGCGGGCGUGCCGUCUGCCGCGUUCGCGCCCGACUCGAGUGGGCACGAGGGCAGGCGCCCGGCGCUGGGGGGCCUGACCAGGGCCGAGGGACCCCUGCACUACGACCUGGGGCUGUUGCACAGCCUUCAACAGCGACAAGAGGUAACGAACAGCUCCCUGGGUACGUCAGCGUUUGGUCGAGGAGCUAGCACAAACCCGAACCCCAUCGACUUGACGGCAGCUGAUAUGAGCCUCAGUACUUUGUACCUGCAUGAGCUUCAUCAAAGACAUGUGAGCCAGGACAUCAGCCUCGGCCGGUCCAUGUGGCAGCAGUUCCCUCUCGCCCAGCGGGGCCAGGGCGACCAGCCGCAGGCGGCGGAGAGGACGCCCCUGCUCACCCCCGCCGCAAAGUCCUCCAGGAACUCGUAGCAGCGAGACUGGGAAAAACUACCAGUUGUGGACAUUCAGCUGCCAGCCAGUGUUCAAAAACGGUUUUUAAAAAAUUGUUAUUUAAGAGGUGAUUUGUUUUCACCAACUAUAUUUUACACAUAACACAUGCAUUAAUGUGUUCUAAGCUUGUGCAAUUUUAUUCAUAGGUAAUAAGUUCAGAAUUUGCAGCUAUCAUACACAUAUUUAAUGUACCUUGCUAAGUACUAAGUAGGGCUGCAUUAUUUUUUAAGCAUACGAAAAUGAUGUUAGAGCUGGGCAUAAUGAAGGAGCAAUCCAUUGCUUAAAUUUGUACGUAUUAAUGUUUUUACAUUUGAGCUUCAAAUGAGCAGCUCAUGAGAUUAUGAAUGUGUGAAUGAAUUAGGGCGAAACGUCUCAAUGUCAAGGUUGGGAACCAUGAGAGAGGGUGCAGCGACGGAGUGAAUUGGUGGGGGGAAAAGGGAGUGCUACCAGCGAAAACUACGGUUCAUGUAAACAUUCAUGUUGGGAAGUAGUACAAAAAUGCCCUGCUGCAUAACUGUGGCCUAUAACUUUCUGGUAGAAGCUGCAGGGUUUGAGUGGCCAGAGCACAUCUCCUACCAACGUGAUGUGGGUUUUUAUUCUUGGUGGGAUGGAACCCUGAUUUUUUGGGCAAGUGGGAAAUUUUGGGACAUUGCCAUAAGCUGGUGAGUUUUCUCAGGGUAUUCCACCCCCCCUCCCCUCCCCCAACAAUUCAUUCCAUUACUGUUCUAUUGUCAUCGCAUUGUCACAGAUGUGAUGUGUGUACAACCUCAAAGAUAGUGCACUAUUUGUAGUGGAUUGGAAGAGGUGGGCCGCCAAAAAUCGGGUGCGGAACUUCCAUUCCUGCCAUACCCUCGUGUUUCUGGCAUAGCUAAAAAAUUUUUCAAUUGAAACUUAUUUUCCAGCAAAUCAAGUUAAGUCAAUUUCAGGACAUAACGAAAAUACUAAACGUGCAAUGCUCGGGAGUGGAGCUUGACACUCUUGACAGUGGAGCGGGGAGGGGUUGAAGUACAGAGUUGGAAAACUGUAUGACUCUCUGCAUGAUUUCCUUUGUCGCCAUUUUUGUUUCAGUUGUGAACCAUCAGUGUACUUCAUUGAAGGCCAAUGUAUGUAUCACAGUUUAGUUACCAAAUUACUUGUCGAAAACACAGCUGCAGCAAUGCUUGUUGGCAUGUUUGCAUUGUAGCACACUUGUAUGCAAUGUAGGAGAUGAUUUUUUUUUUCUUUUCGAAAUUGGUGUGACUAAAAUUCACUAGUCAAGCCAAUUCAGAGAAUGGAGCAAGCCUGCAAAUUUUUAGUACCAACAACUUUUUUCUUUUAAUAAAUUUAUUUUUAGUAUUUUUCUCUUGUCUUGCCAUGCUGCAGUUUCUGUUAAUGGAAAUGCUGCAACAUUUCUUACAAUGCCAACUUUCAAGAACAGUCACUAGUAAUACGUAAAGAAGGUGGUCGUAAAAACACUAUCAAAACUAUAUUUUCCAUAAUGCAGAAAAUUUUCAAAAUUCAUAGUUAAACACUCAAAUAUACACUUUUUGUUAACUAGGCAAAAAAAAAAUUAUUUAUUAUUGCACAAUUAGAAGCAACUAGAACAUAAUACCCAUCUCCUAUGUCAGAUGCUAGUCGAUCAACUUUCCUUUUUGGAGCAUCACAAAUCAAAGACAAACAAGCACGAAGAAAAUUCGUUGAAGCUACAAGCAUGCACGCAGUGUUCUCGACACGUACAAAAUUUUAAAUAUUUGCCAGAGCUAAACCUAAAUUGUAAUUUCUGAAGUACCAUUUGUAAAAGCGUAACUGUAUAGGAAAAUUCAUAACUAUUAUGACAGAUUCAUAGCCAUUGUCAUGUCUGCUCACAUAGUGCUUAUUGCCUGUACCGAAGUGUUUCAGUGGUUCAGAAGCUUACCUCAGCUCUGAACAUUGCAAGGGAUUGUUACUUUUGGCCCGCCUCCCCAGAGAACUCUAAAAUGGGCACUUUCUGCUCUUUGUAAAUUUAGAAGCAUUGUACUUUUGUGUGAAAUCAUUGGAAGUUGGGAUUUCUUUGAGGCCAUCAGCAACCAUAUUAUGAUUUUUACCAUCUGGUACCUCUAGCUGAAAUGUCGGCCCAGUUGUAGUUAACAGGACUUAAAGUUCUAUUAAUACAUUGUUAUGGACACUUUAAAGACUAAAAAAUUUUUGUAAAUAUGGUGGAGAAUUUUAAAGAAUCUGUUUUAAUACAGACAAUUUACUCGUAAAGACAAAUAUUUAGUCACAGUAAAAUCUCUCUGUUUCAUACUGGCAAAUAUUGAAGGUAAAAAAGUGAGUUUUGACAUAUGUAUUUAGAUAAACCAGUUUAGAUUACUUUUUCUAAAACCAAACACACACCCCUCAAUAUUCUUGUAAGUUUUAAUUACCAGUUUUAAAAAUACAUUCAAAAGUUAAAUGGGAUAGUCAUUAUUUUAAUCAUUUAAAAAUUAGUUGUACAUAACAAUUUCAACUUCUGAUGUUUAUUUUACAUUACAUUUAAUUUUCAGAAUUAACAUUAAAAUAUUUUGAAAUCUUUUAACCUCUUGAAUAAAAUUAUAUUUGACUAUUUAAUGUUGUGACAGUAAUGGGUCGUUUCUAUACAACAAGCCACCAUUGGUUUUGGUUGCAGUGAUCGAUGUCAGGCUGUUUAAGUUGCCAAUUGUUAUGGCUGGUAAAGCAUUAAUAUUCUAGUCAAUUUUUUUUGCAAGAAGUGUGAAUUUGUUAAAUUAACCUAGUAAUGAAAUAAUAUAUAACUUACCAUAAAUGCCUAGUAAAUAUAAGUGGAGUUAAGCAAUUUUUGUAUUUACUCAUUUCAUUUAGCUGUGAAAUGUGCAUAAAUUAUUUUUUUAAUGUUUAUUACUUUGUACAAAUGCGUGUGUGAGAUUAAGAAUUUAUUUGUAAGUGAAGUUGUGAAAAUGUAUUGAUAUGACUAAGUUGUUUAACAUGUACACUUGUGAUAUUAAAUAAUUUUAAUUUUUUGUUUAAUACUGUAAUUAUGUAUUUGUUCUGAAGAAAUAAAAGAAAACAUACAUUGUUAGAUUUCCUAUAUUUCUUAUUUUUCUUUUUUUCUGUAAAUGGUACGAUAUAUGUGGACACCAGAAGACAAGGGGUCUAAGUGACAUUUUUUAAGAAAUCAAGUUAAGUAUGGAAUAGGGUAGUUGAAAUACCAAUAUUUUGAGUGGUAAAGAGACCGAAGUGGAUUUCUUGACAGGUGCUGCUACCUAGCGGAGAGCCCCUACACCAACUAGAAAAAUGUUAUUCCUUGGAGCACUAGGGGUCUGUGUCACUAGGAUCCCUUUAUAUCUCAACAAUCACAGGAACCUCAUGGACGGUAGUGCAAGCCUUUCGGAUUCAGGUAAUUAGCUAAAAGUGAAUACUAAAAAGUUCAUUAACAUUAUUAUUCUCUUUCCUUUUAGCAUUUUAAAUUGGUAUAAUGAAAUAUAAUAAUGAAUGACAAUAAUACUGCAAAACUAACUUCUGUUUACUAGACCUGGUACUCUUUUGUUUGUACAGAUCCACCACCUUUGGCGAUGAUGAUUCAGAUGCUGAUAAGGAUUACGACCCUGGAGAAGACAGUGAAUUGACCAACGAAACAUUGUCAGGUAAUUUUAUUUGUAUGCUAACCUAAACAAAUUCACUGAAACUUUUCUAUUAAUAUGACUGUGGUGCAAUGCAAUGUGGGAAUUAACAUUUGCUGUUUUACCGAGCCAUUUUAAUAAGGUCCACAUGACUUUUAUUUGAAGAUCGCUGAAUAACUGUUAAUUCUUGCUUCAGAAACUUACCUACCCAUUGUUAUAUAUUUACAAUUUACACUUGAAUUGAUAGGAGAACCUAUGUAUGCGAUGUCCAAUCUGUUCUUUUGAGACUAAAACUAGUGUGUUUUUUGUUCUUUUCAGAAAGCAGUGAAGAACAUGGAACAGUGGAGGACUUUCCUGCCAAAAGACUUUGGGCUUAUAGAGGUGAAGAAGAAAAAAUGUCAAAGGGACAUGUACGUCCAAAAAGACUGGGUAGGCUUAAUUGCAUCUUCAAGCAGGGAAUUUAUAGUAACACUGAUGGAAGAUGAUGACUUGAUCAGUAUUUAACAACUGAACACUUUCUUCCCAAAAACGGUGAAAGGAAUCAAAGGAACGCAAGUUUAUUUCAAGACGACUUCUCCAACCAUACUGUACUUCAAAAGAACAGUCGGGAGUAUUGAGUCUUUUCAAGAACUGCCAAUGGUUAGACCAAGAAUUGGACAGCUUCCUGUACAUCUGGCACCAGCUACUGCAUAACCAAAAUUAAAAGAAAAGAAAUAGGUUGUCUGUUUACAGACGAUAAUUUAACGUGACAACUUCAUAACAAAACAUUGAUGAAAUGAUUGCAUACUUUUAUGAAUAAAAUUGAAUAAUUUUUAUUGAAUUAUCACUUUUUUGUAUAGAUAUGUACAAAGAAGGGGUGAAAUGAAAUCUACAAUUUAAUGGAUAAAUUUACUUUUAUUUGCACUCAUUAAUUCAAAUAUGUUUAUUACUUUAUCGAAGAGAUUAUUUUAACUAUCACUUAUAUACAUGUUUGCUACUUAACUUCUUCCAAUCUGUGUUAUUCUGUUAAGGAUAGGACGAUGAUAGGAAAAGAAUGGGAGUGUUUCAAGUUUAAUGUGCCUCGAAAAAGUCAAAUCUAUGGUUGUUCCAAUCGAGUGGAAGAGAGAUAGAUGCAGCGCAAGCGUACAAUGAGCGUAACGGGACAAUGAGUCAUCCUUUUUUCAUGCGUGCAGCCGGCGUUCGAUUUAUUAGACGUCACGUCAAAAAAUAUGAUUAUUUGAUGGGACUCCUUCAAUUUGUGCCUCCAAUACACCAUAAUUUUUACAUUGAGCUACCUCGCAACACAACAGAAGAAGCUACAUCACUAGUCGGUGAAAGAGAAGAGUUAGAAGCAGAAAAUGUGUACGAUACAGACUGACAAUUAAUUAGUAGGAAUAAUAAAAUUAAUAAAUUUAAACAAUCAUUUGUAUCAAUAAACAUGUUUUUAAUUUCAUAAAAGUACUGUAUUUACUUGAUAGUCCAUUUUUCCUAGAAGUCAAGGGAUCCAAGUGACAACUUCUUGACAGUAAAAGGGUCUAAGGGACCUAAAAUUAAAAAAGGGUAGUAACUGAUACUCAUAGUCAAAGACUUAAUUAAGACUUUGGAACACAUAAAUAAAGUUAAUAUUUCAAUUCUGUAUAAAAAUUAUUUUUCAAACUUCAACUUCCAAUUACUCAAAAUGAGAAAAAUGCUACUUAGACCCAGUGUACUCUAGUGUCCACAUAUGUAAUAAUGGUGUGGUAGCUGGAUAUGAUUUCAGGGAAAAGAGGGGAUAAAGUUUUUGGAAAGAUAUAACUUUAGUGGUUCUGGAAACAGGACAGUUACACAUUGAACAGUUAUGCAGAAUGAGGUUUCAAGCGGUGGAGCUUCCUGAGUGAGAUAACGGUCCAAGAAAUUUUUUGGGUACUGAUUCAGUGCUUAUUGAACAGAGUUAUGCCCUAUGGUGGUUCCUGGAAAGGUGGGUUUGGAGAAGAUAAAUUGGUAAGUGCAACGAAGCAAAUAAAUUAAUAAGAGAUAAGAAUACAUAUAAAUGCAAGGAUCACCACAGAUUUUUAUAGCAGUUGUAUUAAAUAACAUAACUGGGUG